AUGGACCUUUCCAGACGGAGGUGCAGACUCUGGAAGGAACUGGUCCUUGUGGCCAGCCUGCUAGCCUUGGGGAUCUGCCAGGCCUCUGGCCAAAUCGACAUCAACCCAGACUCACUGAUAGGAGUGGAAACAUACCGGACCCGCCUAGUCCUUGAAAACGGCCCUGAAGAUGCCCAGGCCUAUAGCUGGCACCGCGGCACAAAUGACACUGAGGAAAACAUGAUUGUCAGCUACAACGUCACCUCUGAUUCCCAGCAGAACGGGCCCAUGUUCACCGGCCGGGAAAGUGUGCUGAAGACGGGUGACCUGCACAUCAGGGGGUCUCAGUUAAAUGACACGGGGAACUACACAGUGCGGGUGGACGCCAUCAAUGGGACCCAGAGAGCAACUGGCUGGCUCAAGAUUCAAGAAUUGGAAAUCCCUGGGAUCUCAGUCAACGCCACCUCUGUGGUCGAGGACAUAGAUUCCGUGGCUGCCAUCUGCUACACCAAUGACACCAACGUCAUGUGGUAUGUGAAUUCUGCACCAGUGUCCAGCAAUAACCGGAUGACAAUCUCCCCAGACACCAAGACACUCAUUAUCCAAAGGAUUGAACGUUUUGAUUCACCACUUCAGUGUAGCAUAGAAAUCAUCCCGGAGAUUUUUGGGAGAAGUGAGCUGAUCCAGCUGACGGUAGCCUAUGGGCCCUACGGCAUGACCCUCACCAGCACGCCCAACCACCUCAGCGGUGUUGUGUCUGCCGAGAUCGGCACCCCGGUGGAGAUGAAGUGCACAGCCUAUUCCAGACCGGAAUCCCAGUACCGCUGGUUCCACAACGGCUCCCUGCUGAGCUUCUCAGGGGAAAACAUUAGCCUCCCAAGCCUGACCUGGGACCAGAUGGGCAGCUACAGAUGCGUUGUGGAGAACCCCGUCACCCAGCUGACCUUCUACCAGAGACUCCAGGUCCAGGUGCCCUGUGAGACCCGGUCCAGUGCUUGGCACGUGGCAGGUGCUGAUAAGCGUGUGGGCGAAUGGAAGGAUGAGCGAGCAUUGGACCUGACCUCCAUUAUACCCUCUCUUCUAGGGCACCCCAAGCCUGCUCAGAAAAGAGUCUUCACCAUCUCAGGAUCCUAUGUGGUGGUGCUUAUCGUAGUGACAGUCCUGGGUGGUGUCGUCUUUUGUGCAACUCUGAUCUACGUUCUGUUCAAACAUUACUCCACCAGGUACCUGUUGCCCUGGGCCCAGGGUGGGACACUGGCUGGGAACUGGGACUCCACAGCCGGCCCAGCCUUGAGAGGGGGAGGCGGAGCCAGAAGUGGGUUGUCAGGGAUCAUCUGGGCAGACAGGUAG
This is a messenger RNA of Phacochoerus africanus (Common warthog), 1329 nucleotides long. RefSeq names its product CEA cell adhesion molecule 18 (gene CEACAM18). The record is from RefSeq and is a predicted model, not a curated record. NCBI's taxonomy places the organism in Eukaryota, Metazoa, Chordata, Mammalia, Artiodactyla, Suidae. Bases 1 to 1329 code for a protein of 442 amino acids. The transcript is spliced from 5 exons.